ACUGCGCAGUGCGCACAACACGGCUCCGUCUGGAGAAUACAACGGCAAUUCUGGGAAUCCCGUUCGGUUCCCUCAGUUUCGACACCCCGUUUAGACGGCCAUUAAACCACAUACUUCAGUGUGAUCAGCCUACACUUUAAUGGAUAUAACUGAGUGAUCUUGAAGACACUGGGAUACUAACAAAAUAUCAAGGUGUUAUUGCUGUUCACCAGGUCUUGGUUGUGUUCUGCUCUCUCAGUAAGCACUACAGCGGAGUGCUGGUUUGGUCAGUAUGCAGGUCUGGUUGCCUUUGGCUCUGUUGCUGAGCCUGGGGGUUACACACUCUCUCGGACAGAACGCGGUUGGUGAACUUCCCGUGCCCCGUGGUUUAAUGCUUCAGGCGGAUUUACCUGCACAGACUCUUUUUCUGACGUGGGAAAGUGACUCAUCGCUUUUCGACAUUGAGAUUUUCCACACUGAACUCAUGAAUGUGGUGUUAAAUGAGACAGUGGCAGUUCAAUCAAAUCCUGCAACAGGACAACAUGGUUGGAGCUGGCACUCGCCAUUACCAUUGGAGUGCACCUCUCACUCUGUGCUCAUCAGGGCGCGAAAUCAACAAUCAGUUAGCCAGUGGAGCCCCCUUCAGACCAUUCCAGGGUCUGAUAUUCCUGAGAAGUCUGGACCUCAGAUGUUUCCUCAGGAUAAGCUGGUAGCUGUGGGCAGCAACAUGACCUUCUGCUGUAUUGUUGGUGAGAGGCAGGACUUCAGCAAAAUCCUGUACAAGGGACAGGAGAUGAGUGCCACGCGUUUGAGCAGAAGAACUUAUGCCAUCACUGUAACCAAUCAGCCGCCGUCUGGCAACACGGGCACCAAUGUGGUCUGCAGCUCCCAAAUGCAGAUCCUCACUGGAGCGGUGGUGUUUGUUGGCUAUCCGCCAGGCGAUGAGGGUUUGGUUUGCGAGAAUCGGGACCUGGCAUCCGCAGAAUGUUCUUGGAAGAAAGGACGGGACACUCACUUGAGAAAAAAGCUCAGCCGCACUAACUAUACCCUUAAUGGAAGGGAUUGUUUGGAGGCUAAUGAAGGGAAGAUAUUCCGGUGUAACUGGACCAUGUGGGAGGGGAACUGGACUCUAGUGGCUCGAAAUCCUCUUGGAACAGUUCAGCUCACUGACUUCGCCCGUCUCACUGAUCGCGUACAUCUGUUGGCUCCAGUAAAUGUGACAGCAGUAGAUAUAAAGGCAUGGAAUGCCACACUGCAGUGGAGCUGGUCUAUAGCAGCAUAUAAAAAACUGAACAUGAUCUGCCAGCUGCAGCUCAUUGGCCAUGAACACGUAAUCACACGCAACUACAGCGGCAUGGGAUUAUCGUUUGUGGUGCUGGAGGGUUUGUGGCCAGAUAUCGAAUACACAGUGUCUGUGCGCUGUGGUUCUCUGCACAGUUUCUGGAAGUGGGGAGAUGAGAGCACCCCCUACAGGAUCCACACUAAAAUGGACCGUCCCGAAUCUCUGGAUGUAUGGAUCUGGAUGGACAGUGAAAACACAGGACAUGUUUUGUGGAAACCUCUGUCUGUGAGUGAAAGUCACGGUGCGUUAGACGAGUAUGAGGUUUCUUACAGCAAAGCAGAGGAAGACAGGUGGACAACGGUGUCUCGUCCUCGCGAGGACUUUAGCUAUCCCAUCACCCUUAACAACAGUGGUGACAUCACCGUUGCCGUGGCAGCACGGAACCCAGCUGGUCUCUCUCAGCCUUCUACUGUGACCGCACCAGUUUACAGAACAGAUUCUCAGCUGUCUGUUUCUGAGCUCUUGGGCACAGAUGGAGGAUUCGACGUGUCCUGGCAGCUUGAUGCCAAUGCGAGCAGAGGUUAUGUGGUGGAGUGGGUCCCCUCGGGCUGCAGUGGGCUUUGCCCUGUUCACUGGGAGAAAGUACCUGAAUCAAACGGCAGCAUCAGGGUGCAGUCAGUUUCCCUGGAGGCAGGAGUUCGGUACACAAUUUCUGUGUAUGUUCUCUCAGCUGGAGCGCCUGUACUGCUGCAGAGAUGGCACGGAUACACACAGGAGAUGAUUCCUUCACAGUCAGUCGGUGAUCUGUCAGCUAAUCAGUUGGGAUCUGAUGUGCUGUUGUCAUGGAAAGCCAUUGCAAUGGAACAGCAGAGAGGCUUCAUACGUGGAUACACAAUCUACCUGGCAAAUGCAGCCAGUCUGGAACUUAUUGGUAAUGUGUCCAAUCCUGAAGUAAAGUCAUACAGGGUGAGGGGUUUAUCUCUGGGGUCAUAUAAGUUUAUAGUGAAGGCCUACACAUCAGCUGGAGAGGACACAGGAUCUACUGUAGCCAUUAAACUGGAGAUGGACACUGACAUGUUGGUUGUUGGUAUUCUUGUGUCAUUGGGCGCCAUGUUCUGCUGUCUGAUCCUCAUCAGCAUCUUCUGCUACAAGAAGAGAGAGUGGGUAAAGAAAGCAUUCUAUCCUGAAAUUCCUGGACCUAAGGUACCUGGAGACUGGUCCUCUCCUCAGGGUCCCCUGGAUGUGAAGCCCUCUCCUCACAGUCUAGUUCACAUCGUUGAGAGUCCAGAGUGGGACUUCAGAAAGAAGGGUCUGGUUCCAGUGCCAGAGGAAGAGGAGGAGUCUGAGAAUGAAAACGUAGAGGUAGACACCGAUUCAGAUGAACCCGCCCUCCUGAGAUACUACAAUCAGGUGGUUGGUGACCGUUCGCACAGUAACCAUGUUUCAGACUCGUCUGGUUCUUCAACCACCUCGGUGGGCUCCACACAGACCGAAAUCACCUACACGGGCAUCCAGAGCCCGACCUCCUCACAGGUGACAAACGGUGCCGGAGGUUACAGACCACAGAUGCAGUCUGCUGCAGGUCCAGCUGAGCCACAACUCGGAUUUGAUCCAGACUUCCAAGAGGAGAGCAUGAAUAUGGGCUAUAAACCCCAGUGUUCCUGGCAGCUCGACUUUCCUGAUGCGGAAAACUUCAGCGGUUCACUUGGCAGCCCAACAUCUGUCACAUCAUCCCAGUUCCUUAUUCCAGAAUCUUCUGAGGAGAAACCGCAGCCUUCCAACACCUGGUUCCACAAUCUUCUCUCUGGAAAAUCUUGAGAACACACUACUUCAGCGUUCCACUUUGAUUCAUGAUGUUCACCUUUGAGGAUGUUUUUCGCUUUGGUCCUUACUGGAAAUCACUCACAAUUAUGUUAUCAAACAUCACUGCUGUUUGGGACUUGUGUUACUGACCAGAGAGGUGAAGUACUACUGAAGAGCUGGAGGGAGUUGUAUCUUCUGAUGCUCACUUGGAACAGUAUGAUGUUUACCCCUAGGGGGCACUGCCACAUCCGUUCAUACUAGUGUUCUUGUCUUGUAGCAACAGUAGCCUUAGACUUAUCCAGUGUUAUCGGAGUGGUCCCUGAAAAUCUACAUUCUUAUGGAAUCUCACCGUUCAUCGUUUCUUAAAUGUACUCACAUUUUUGGUAGCAGUUAAACUUGGGAGAUCAGAAAGUGUCAGAAAUUGAUGGACUCUCUCGCUCAUGUUUCGGCUAAAUUUGGCGGGAAAAGAUGGUGGCUGUGAAAAUGUAUUGUUUGAUCGAAAGCAGUGCAUUGAGGGUUUGUUCUCAAUGGCUGCACUACUUCCAUUCAUAUUUGAAAGUUGUUACGCAACUUAAGCUAAAAUCUCACCGUUAAUCAGUGUGUUUUACAUGUAACGAAAUGCUGACAGCUUGCAAAAAUCAGCUCAUUAUGAAAACCAGACAGGCAAACAUACCUCGUUUACAUGAGAUUUGAAAAUGAUCAGAUUUAUUUCCGGUCUUGAGUCUUGACGUCAAAACGUAAACAGUCAUGCGCACAUUAAAUAAGCUGUCAAAUGGGUUUUCCCCAAUAUAAGAACAUUGUUUGCGUGUUUACGUUACCUUAUAUGUGGUCGACUUGCAUGUUAAAGGAAUAUUCUAGGUUCAAUACAAGUUAAGCUCAAUCGACAGCAUUUGUGGCAUAAUGUUGAUUACCACAGAAAGUAUUGUAGACUCAUCCCUUGUUUAAAAAAAGAAGCACCAGAAAUCGUGGUUGCAGUGAAGCGCUUACAAUGGAAGUGAAUGGGGCCAGUCCAUAAACACUAAAAUACACCGUGUUUCAAAAGUAUAGCCACAAGAUGUAAACAUUAUACAUGUAAACAUAAUUUUAAUGAGAAAAAAUAUUUUUUUGUGUCAUAAAAUUGUUAAUAUGGUUUACCGUGUUGCAUCAUCACAGCAACCGAGUUGUAAUAUUGGGUAUAACUUUACAAAGAUAAGAUUAGUAAGCAGUUUUAUCACACUAAAAUCAUGUUAACAGGUAUAAUGUUUACAUCUCGUGGCUAUAGUUUUGAAACAAUGCGUAUUUAAACGUUUAUUGACUGGCCCCAUUCAUGGUCAUUGUAAGUUUCGUACUGUAACCACAAUUUUUGCUUUUUUUAAAUAAUUGAGUGACGAGUCGAAAACUUUCAUUCUGUGAAAGAUUGUGUUACUUCAUGAUUAAAUGCAGCUAGCUAGUUAUAAUCGAUGCUCAGUCAGUUCCAUGGGUAGAAAAUUACAUUUAUCUACAACAUUUUUCCAAAGGUCAGUAAUAUUUAACAAUGUCAUUAUCCAUACAAUCUGUAUAGCAUCUUGUUGGUUUUAUGAAUACAUCUUUGCAUUUCAUACUUGCAUAAAUCUGGAACUUGCUUCAAAUCUCACAGAUGCAUAGCACUUACCUGGAUAUGACAUUGGCAACCAUGUGCACCAGUAUACUUAGCCACAUGUCAAUGCGCAUUAUGUAGGAUAUAUAUUUGCUAAUUUUAGAGAUAUUAGUCUAGGAUUUCAGAAUGUGCUCCUCUGCUUGCUAUCAAGAAAUUUUCAAAGAGUUUAAAAUGACCACAGUGCCUCAGGAGCUUAAAUUGAUGUAAUAUCCAAAGAGCAGCACCUUUUACUAUAGCAGUCUCUCCAUUAUUGCUAUGGAUCGUGGGACCACUGUGUACCACAGGGUAAAUAACUUUAAAGGAAUAGUUCAUGUCGUUCCAAAACAGUUUGACUUGCUUUUUUCUGUAGAACACCUAAGUUGAUGUGAGGCAGAAUGUUCAAGUUGCUCUCUUCCACAGACAACGCAAGAAAGCUGCGCAAAAAUCUGUGCGUGCCAAUCGUUUGUUUAAAUCAUUUAUAACGUUACAUUGUUAAAAGUAAAACGCUUAAGGUGUUUUCAAGACCUUAUGCGUUGUCGGCUUAUUGAUAAGGAUGUGCACGGUUACCAUUUUAACAUUCGAUUAACCGUGAGAUUGUGACGUAGGAUAAAGAAUGUUUAUUGCAAUUGAAUUUCCUCAAACGUUACUCAAAAUAACAGCAAAUAAAGUGCACAGUGAGCUAUAAGCCUAAAUAGUACAAUACAUAGAUCCUCCAGUGAUAAAAUCUCACAAAUACAUUUCUUCAAACAAAAAUAAUCAAACUUUCAAGCCUGUAUUGGUUGGACUGCGCUCUGCUUGGGCAUGUUCACAUUUCUGUGAUGCAGAAAAGCCUCAUUGGGGUGCUUUGAUUUUUAAAUGUUUUCAAAUCAAAUGGCAUUGAACUUGUCUAAUUAUUAAAUAUGCACACCAGAGCAAAAGGGGAAAACACUGUCUUACUGUUUAUCAAGCGCUGAAACUUUGCACGGCGAAAACAACCUGGAAUCAUGUUUAAUUGUGUAACAGUCACAUUAAGUCCUCUUUGCAACCUGAACUUCUUCAGAACGCAGCACAACCAAUGAAACACAAUGCAGGUAUUUCGAGAUUUUUAACUUUACUUGGUGUCUAAAAAUGCGGCGAUCUUACAUGAGACGCUGAAAGAAAAAACAGCGAGAUUCAGCCAGUGCAACAGUCAAAAGUGUCCGUCCGACAUGUGUUAACAGCAAGGGCGUACAUUUGGCUUGAACAUUGGGGGGGUUACAGUGUGAAGAAUUUACAUGUUUCCAUUGAUCAUUGUAUAAAUAUGCGGGGGGGGGUUGUACUUUCUUGUUUUGAUUAUUGGGUGGUUACCCCCCCCCCCAUCCCCCCUAGAAUCUACGCCCCUGGUUAACAGUAUAUAGAAAAACAGCACAGACCCACACAAAAGCAUGUUUGAACAGCCCCUAACUCACCCUAUACUUGAAUAACUGACCCAAAACCGGCCGGAAAACCAGACGCUUUUAUCGGAGCUUGACGAGGUCGGGUUAAAGACCUCUAUUGCACGUGCAGAAUAACCGAAUAAUGGUUAACCGAAUGUCGACUAUCCGUGCACAUCCCUACUUAUUAAGCCAAAUCGAUGUAAGAUCAUGUUUCUUGCAUUGAAAAGCUAGUUCAACAGCUGUGGUCAUCAUUCACUUUCAUUGAAUGGAAAUGAGCUACUUCGACAUUGUUAUAAAUAAAUCCUUUUGCGGAAGAAAGAAAGUCAUAGGAGUUUCGAAUGAUAUAAGGUUGAGUAAAUUAUGACAGAAUUUUCAUUUUCUGGUGGAAUUUUUGUUUAACUGGCCUCAGCGACAUCAUCAACAACCUGCUUUUCCCAGAACUUAAUCUAACAUCCAAGUAUUUGAGAGUUAUGUGUAACAUUACUGUGAAGGCCUUUACCUGAACACUGUGUAAAUCUCCUGUCACUUUGUGCUGUCACAGUGAGAACAGUCAGAAUAACACAUACGUCACAACGGGACAAUAUAGCGUCUGAGUUUGCGCACGCUACGCUGAGCCUGAAUGGUUGACUUCAGCAUGGAAUCAAAAUGAACCCGACUUGGGUCAAUUUUGACUUUAGAGACUUUAAAGACUGUUAAACUGAGAACGUGUCUGUUUUGCAUUUGAUUGAAAGGGCAUUAGAUGAACAUUAUUAGGACUGAAUUUGGGUGAUAUUGUGGGAUAGGUCGGCAUCUAUAAGCGUGUUGCUAAAGCUUUAAACACUACUGUGAAAAACUUUUAAUAAUGAACACCUACUAAUGUUUAUUUUUCUUUUUUUAUGAAUGUGAAAUGCAUAAAUAUAUGUAUGUUAUGUUUUUAAGGCCACACUUAUUAUCAUUAGCUCAGCUUUAGCUAGAUUUCCUAGCCCAGAUGAGUCAUUUAUUAGCUAUGAAAAUGGAUAAGUAGCUUAUUUUAUAUCAUUUACACUCUGGUGGCAGGGUGUAAGUGUCAAAAUCAUCUCAAAAGGCUACUUUCUUCUUACUAGAGUGGUAAUCAGAUUUUUCUAAAUGUUUCUGAGCAGUGUGAACACAGAGAACUGUUCAGAUUUGAGCGACUUCUGUGUGUGAUUUAGAUCACAUGGGAUACCACACUACAAAGCAUGUAAUCCAUUGUAUAUAAGCUUUUCUCUUGUGCGUGAAUAUCAUCAGAUGUGAAUAUUGCAUCCAAGUAAAUAUCAAUUAAUAUUACAUUAAUAUUAUCGCCUUUGUAUGCAUGGCAGAUUCCACAUUGUGUUUUCAGUGUUUAGAGAGAGAAGAAAUUAGCUAGUAAAGAGGAAUAAAGGAUAAUCAAAUUAGAAACACUAUACAAGUGUGUGUGUGUGUGUGUGUGUGUGUGUGUGUGUGUAAACACAUGUGUAGGACAUUUUAAAGAUGUAUCCAGGCAUCUGGGCUCUUAAUACUAUGCUAAUACACUAACAGAAUCAUACUGUCUGUAGUAUUAUAGACAAUAAAGCAAAUAA
Myxocyprinus asiaticus (Chinese sucker) is the source of this 7608-nucleotide messenger RNA. RefSeq names its product leukemia inhibitory factor receptor-like. The record is from RefSeq and is a predicted model, not a curated record. NCBI's taxonomy places the organism in Eukaryota, Metazoa, Chordata, Actinopteri, Cypriniformes, Catostomidae. Gene Ontology annotation, molecular function: protein binding. The coding region runs from base 272 to 3079 and encodes 935 amino acids. The transcript is spliced from 18 exons.